AUGAACUACUACUAUUCAGACCAUAAUUACGGCCAUGAAGAAGCGGAUGAUGCAGAGCCUUCAACUUCUCAUCCUAGCCAGAGUGAUACAAAAGGGUAUUCUUAUUGUUCGGAUCUAACUAAUGAAUUUGCACUUGAUGGUGAAAUAGGCAGUGAAAUAGGCACGAGACUGUAUCAAAUGAUCCCCAUCCCUCAUGUUCCUAGAAUUAAUGGAGAAAUCCCUUCAAUUGAUGAAGUAAUUUCAGAUCAUCAGAGGCUUUUGGACAGCGGCUUGAUAGUUGUUGCUGCUUUGUUCUUUGUACUCAGAUUGCAAAUGUACGACUUUGUAGAGCACAAGGUUCAAGGAGAUGGUAAUUGUCAGUUCCACCAAUUUGUAAGGCAGCAAGUUGUGAAUCAGCUUAGGUCUCAUCCAGCGAUUUAUGGGGGAUAUGUUCCCAUGGAAUAUGGUGAUUAUUCAGAGAAGAUGUCCGAGUACUAA
Molecule: messenger RNA, 477 nt
Organism: Carya illinoinensis
Lineage: Eukaryota; Viridiplantae; Streptophyta; Magnoliopsida; Fagales; Juglandaceae
Product: OVARIAN TUMOR DOMAIN-containing deubiquitinating enzyme 9-like
Exons: 6
Coding region: 1-477 (158 amino acids)
Biological process (GO): protein deubiquitination
Molecular function (GO): cysteine-type deubiquitinase activity
Source: RefSeq, a predicted model, not a curated record